Molecule: messenger RNA, 879 nt
Organism: Peniophora sp. CBMAI 1063
Lineage: Eukaryota; Fungi; Basidiomycota; Agaricomycetes; Russulales; Peniophoraceae
Source: the annotation of a GenBank genome assembly
AUGAAGUCCGCAGUCGUCGCCACCGCUUUCGUCUCUGUCGCCCUCGCGGCAAACUCGACCACCAGCCCGCUCGUGCCGUCUGGCAUCUCUGACGGCUGCUCGACGUUCCUCACGAGCCUCAACACGGACGGCACGCUCACUUCGUGCCUGUCGUCGAUCAACAGCGCGACGUCGGCGUUCGGCCCGACCGCGACCUCCUCUGCCGACGCGAGCGCCGUCACGUCCGCCCUCGCGCAGCUGUGCUCGUCUACGUCGUGCCAGGCGAGCGACCUGCAGACUGCGCUGACGAACUUCCGUUCGGCUUGCUCGGCCGAGCUUGUGGGCGCGAGCACGAACAAGGACACGAUCGCGAUCUACGACUCGCUGUACAUGAUCAACCCGCUCAAGACGGCCCUGUGCGCAAAGUCGGACAACGCCUACUGCGUGACCUCCCUCUCCACCUCGUCCUCAAACUCAAAGCGCGACGCCACCCUCGCCCCCCUCGUCAAGCGCGACUCCCAGGUCGUCCUCAAGCCCAACACUGACACCUACAACUCCCAGAACGUCGCCUUCGUCCGCCUCUCGGCCUCAGACUCGAGCGACGUCCUCUGCGGCGACUGCUCCAAGCAGGUCCAGGAGGCCUGGAUCGACGCCCUCAACUCCCAGAGCUACGCGCCCGGCAUCGCCAACUCGGUCAUGUUCUCCGGCCAGCCCGCGCUCUACAACGCCACCACCACCGCCUGCGGCACCGACUUCUUCUCCUCCGACUCGACCGUUAACAACGUCGGUGGCGGUCUCGCCGGCGGCGUCGUCUCCGCCAGCGGUGCGGCCCCCAACCACGCCGUCUCGGGCGCGGCUGGUGUUCUCGGCGCCCUCGUCCUCGCGGCGCUCUCGCUUUAA